Molecule: messenger RNA, 585 nt
Organism: Suillus subalutaceus
Lineage: Eukaryota; Fungi; Basidiomycota; Agaricomycetes; Boletales; Suillaceae
Exons: 3
Coding region: 1-585 (194 amino acids)
Source: RefSeq, a predicted model, not a curated record
AUGGUCGUUUCCAUCCGCCACCCCCAGCGUGUCCUAGAUGCCCUCCCGUCAGUCAAGCAGGUACCCAAGGCAGACAACUCCGCCAUCCACGUCAUCAGCGCCAGGGUGCAAAGUCCAACAUCAUUGCCGUAUCCGAUCAGUCCUUAUUCGGCAUUAUUCUUCAUCCGACUCGGAUACCUAGAUACUGACUGUUCCUCAGGUAUACGUUCACCUCUUCCGCCUUCUUACAAAAUCCACGACAUCGCUACGAAAUCUAUUCUGCAUGUCCUUUUUCUCCCAAUGUCUUUCAAGAACAAUGCUUAUCAAGGCACCGAUCCUCCGGAAGAAGUCCUCAAGGCAGGUGCACUCUACCACGAGUGUGGUAUCGUUAGCCUACGGAUGCCAAGUCUUGCGAUGACGGACGCUGCCGACGCACAGGCCACGAACUUGGUGUAUAUGACAGAGUCCACAACAUAUAGGACGAAUAAAUUCCAUGAACUUAUCGAGCUAUGGAGGGCGAACAGCACCGAACUUGCAACGAUAUCAUACAACAUGACAAAUUGCAAGCGCGCCACAACCGUAUUGGUUCCUUCCCUCCCGCGAUAA